This is a messenger RNA of Zasmidium cellare ATCC 36951, 915 nucleotides long. RefSeq lists its product as uncharacterized. The record is from RefSeq and is a predicted model, not a curated record. Gene Ontology annotation, biological process: positive regulation of proteasomal ubiquitin-dependent protein catabolic process; ubiquitin-dependent protein catabolic process; protein polyubiquitination. The coding region runs from base 1 to 915 and encodes 304 amino acids. The transcript is spliced from 2 exons. Gene Ontology annotation, cellular component: ubiquitin ligase complex; cytoplasm. Gene Ontology annotation, molecular function: ubiquitin conjugating enzyme binding; ubiquitin protein ligase activity. Lineage: Eukaryota; Fungi; Ascomycota; Dothideomycetes; Mycosphaerellales; Mycosphaerellaceae.
AUGGCAAACACCAAGACCUCCUCAAAGCCUCCAGAUUGCCACAUCUGCGACGACGAAGACACCAACCUCGCCAAGCCUCUCGACAGCCACGCCUGCUACGACGCCGAGAAGCAGGUCAACCGAUGCUGUAGAGAAUGCUGGGAGCAUUGGUUCGCGUCUCAGGUCGAGACUGUGCCGUGGUAUGAGAUCCGGUGCAUGUUCUGUCCGACGGAUUUUGGACCGGCUGAGAUGAAGAAGCUGGGAGCUCAUGGCGACACUUUGGCCAGGUACUUCAAGAAGAAGACCACAGUCAACGAGUUCAAGUGCCAGAAUCGUUGCCAGGGGACCGAUACCAUCGCUCAGCCAUUCGAUCGCGAGAAAGACGGCCGGGUGUUCACAUGCAACAAGUGCAACUUCCAGACUUGCGUCGAUUGUGAUCGUCCAGAGCAUCCAGAGAAGACAUGCGAGGAAGUCCAAGCCGCUGUCCGUGCCGAUCCAGCUGAAGCCGCCACGUCUGCGAAGUUCCUCAUGUGUCCACAAUGCCGAGUCACUUGCAAGGUCGCGAAGGGAUGCGGAUAUACCCAGUGCGUAGGAGACGGAAUGAUUGGCGGGUGCGGUCAUCGGUUCUGCGGUCAUUGCCUGGUCAGCUGGGUGGGCGAAGGCAGUGCGUACGCUCUCGGGCAAAUAGCGCAUGCGGUUGGCUGCAAGUACUACAAUCGCCUACUGGACAGUGAUCACAACCUCUCGCAUCGCUUUCCGCGCAGUGACGAGGCUCAGAAGGAGGUUGAUGCAAAGAAGGAGCGGAAGAAGCAGACGGCAACGGCAAAGAAAGUCGGAGGAAAUGCGAACAAGGUGACCAAGGCGACGAGCGCCAGGAAGACGGCGAGAGAGGGAAGGAAGUCGAAGACCGCAAGCUCUGCGUGGACGUUGGUAUGA